ACACAGAGAGAGAGAGAGAGACAGAGAGAGAGAGAGAGAGAGAGAGAGAGAGAGAGAGACACAGAGAGAGAGAGAGAGAGAGAGAGACACAGAGAGAGAGAGAGACAGAGAGAGAGAGAGAGAGACAGAGAGAGAGAGAGACACAGAGAGAGAGAGAGAGAGACAGAGAGAGAGAGAGAGAGAGAGAGAGAGAGAGACACAGAGAGAGAGAGAGAGAGACACAGAGAGAGAGAGAGACACAGAGAGAGAGAGAGACACAGAGAGAGACACAGAGAGAGAGAGACAGAGACAGAGAGAGAGACACAGAGAGAGAGAGAGAGAGAACAGAGAGAGAGAGAGAGACACAGAAAGAGAGAGAGAGAGAGAGAGAGACACAGAAAGAGAGAGAGAGAGAGAGAGAGAGAGACAGAGAGACAGAGAGAGAGAGAGAGAGAGAGAGAGAGAGAGAGAGAGACACAGAAAGAGAGAGAGAGAGAGAGAGAGACAGAGAGAGAGAGAGAGAGAGAGAGAGAGAGAGAGAGAGAGAAGAGAGACAGAAGAGAGAGAGAGAGAGAGAGACAGAGAGAGAGAGAAAGAGAGAGACACAGAGAGAGAGAGACAGAGAGAGAGAGAGAGAGAGAGAGAGACACAGAAAGAGAGAGAGAGAGAGAGAGAGAGAGAGAGAGAGACACAGAAAGAGAGAGAGAGAGAGAGAGAGAGACACAGAAAGAGAGAGAGAGAGAGAGACAGAGAGAGAGAGACACAGAAAGAGAGAGAGAGAGAGAGAGAGAGAGAGACAGAGAGAGAGAGAGAGAGAGACACAGAAAGAGAGAGAGAGAGAGACACAGAAAGAGAGAGAGAGAGAGACACAGACACAGAGAGAGAGACACAGAAAGAGAGACACAGAAGAGACACAGAAAGAGAGAGAGACACAGAAAGAGAGAGAGACACAGAAAGAGAGAGAGAGAGACACAGAAAGAGAGAGAGAGAGACACAGAAAGAGAGAGAGAGAGACACAGAAAGAGAGAGAGAGAGACACAGAAAGAGAGAGAGAGAGACACAGAAAGAGAGAGAGAGAGAGACACAGAAAGAGAG
Messenger RNA from Oncorhynchus nerka (sockeye salmon), 1074 nucleotides. Its product is annotated as octapeptide-repeat protein T2-like. NCBI's taxonomy places the organism in Eukaryota, Metazoa, Chordata, Actinopteri, Salmoniformes, Salmonidae. The transcript has a single exon. The record is from RefSeq and is a predicted model, not a curated record. The annotation marks the transcript as partial.